This is a messenger RNA of Drosophila busckii, 3783 nucleotides long. It is a transcript of the gene Tlk, whose product is annotated as serine/threonine-protein kinase tousled-like 2. Lineage: Eukaryota; Metazoa; Arthropoda; Insecta; Diptera; Drosophilidae. Gene Ontology annotation, biological process: intracellular signal transduction; peptidyl-serine phosphorylation; chromosome segregation. Gene Ontology annotation, cellular component: nucleus. The record is from RefSeq and is a predicted model, not a curated record. Bases 16 to 3765 code for a protein of 1249 amino acids. The transcript is spliced from 9 exons. Gene Ontology annotation, molecular function: ATP binding; protein serine/threonine kinase activity.
AAUAUAAAAUUAAUUAUGGAUCAUUUUCAAACAUCGCUGAAUCCACGCAAGCAGGAGCUUUUGGAAGCCCGUUUUAUUGGUGUCAGGAUGUCCGCCGGCGCUCAGUUGCAGAUGGCACCGCAGACCACAACGAACCUAAGUCAUCUUCAUCCCAGCAGUCAAGCGGCAGCGGCGCAACAACAACAACCAACACCACAACAACAGCAGCAGCAACAUUUUAGCAAUCAUCACAGCGCGCUGCAGCAGCAACAACAACAGCAGCAGCAGCAGCAGCAACAACAACAUUGCGGGCCCGCUGCUGCCGGCGGUCAUAGCAGCAAUCCGGAUUCGAAUAUGAGCACUGGCUCCUCGCACAGCGAGAAGGAUGUCAAUGAUAUGUUAGGUCUAAGCAGCCUCCAACAGCAGCAAGCAGUGCAACAGCAGCAGCAUUUGCAUUCGAACAACGGCGCUUCUAUAUUGGAUAUGUUGGGCGUGCAGCAGCAGGUGGUGUCUAGCGGUCCUGGUCCUGGCAGUGGGAAACAGCCUCGCACACCGGCAGAGCGGAAACGCAAGCGUCGCUUGCCCAACAAUAGCGACGAUGGUGGCAGCGGCGGCGGCAGCAACACCGUGGGCAGCUUAAAAGGCAAAUCGCUAGCGUUUCGUGAUCAGACCGGGCUCAGCAAAGUCGGCACCAAUCAGCUGACACUAAGUCUGCUGCCCGAACGCUGUGCGCCCUCCAGUGGCGGCGGCGGCAGCGGCGGUAGCACCAAUUCAGGCAGCGGCAUUGGUGGCAAGAGUGCGCGUCUGAUGCUGCCGAAUGUGGCGAAUGACAACAAGAAGAUUAAUGAUUACUUUAACAAGCCACAGCAACCGCCGCUACAGCAGCAACAGCAGCAGCAGCAGCAAUCACAACAACAGUCGGCAUCCAAAUCGCCUUCGUCCGCCUCACAGCAGCAGCAACAGCAGCAGCAGCAACAACAGCAAGUGGCUCAAGUAGCGCAGCAGCAGGUGCAGCAGACAACGACGCAAGUGCCGACAACAAAUCCUUAUGCCAUACACGGAUUCCAUGCAACUAGUCCACAGACGCAGGCGCCCAGUCAGCAGCAGCAGCAGCAACAACAGCAGCAGGCGCAACAGCAGCAGCCGCCACCACCGCCGCAACCAACAGACUUUCAUUAUGUGAAUAGCUCGGCCACAGCGCUGGCAGCAGCAGCAGCGGCGGCGAAACAGCAGCAACAGGUAGCGCAGCAGCAACGUCAGCAGCAGCAACAGCAGCAGCAGCAGACAACAGCAAUGGUUCCUCAGCAGACAUCACUUGGUGUGGGCGUGCCCAUGUCGCAUGUGGGCGUGGGCGUGGUUGGUGUCAACGUUGGCGUCAACGUUGGAGUUGGCGUUGGCGUUGGAGUUGGCAUGCUCGGUCUGCAGCAGCAGCAACAACAACUGGGAGCGCCAGUGCCGCCGCAGCAGCAACAACAGCAGCAGCAACAGCAACAGCAGCAACAGCUGCCGGUUGUAAGCAGCGCCGGCAAUUCCUCCGUGGUGGCCACACACGCACAUGCCUUGGGCGUUGUCGGAGUGGGCGUGGUGCCAGGCUUAGUGCCACCACCGCCUCCCUUGGGCAUGCCCACAAGCAUCAUGACGUUUAGUAAAUCCACCCAAACGGAAGUGUCACAGCAGGAGCUGCAGGAGCGCGAGGCGGAGCACGAAUCCGGCAAGGCGAAGCUGGACGAGAUGACGCGGCUAUCGGAUGAACAAAAGUGCCAGAUAGUAAGCCAUCAGAAGUCCAUCGAGCAGGGCAAAUCCCACAUAGCCAAGUGCAUUGAUGUUGUCAAGAAGCUGCUGAAAGAGAAAAGCAGCAUCGAGAAGAAGGAGGCGCGCCAGAAGUGCAUGCAGAAUCGUCUACGCUUGGGACAGUUUGUGACGCAACGCGUCGGCGCCACAUUCCAGGAGAACUGGACGGACGGCUAUGCAUUCCAGGAGCUAAGCCGACGCCAGGAGGAGAUUACAGCUGAGCGUGAGGAAAUCGAUCGCCAGAAGAAGCAGCUGAUGAAGAAACGUCCCGCUGAAUCUGGACGCAAGCGCAACAACAACAGCAAUCAGGCCAACAAUCAGCAUCAACAUCAACAGCAGCAGCAGCAACAAAACUCCAACUCCAAUGAUUCAUCUCAGUUAAGUGAUCGUCUUGCUGGACCGGGCAGCAUUGAUAGCGGCCUCGGCGGUGUGGGCAAUGCGGCGGGCAACGCUGCGGGCGUCGGUGUGGGUGGCAAUGCUGGUGGCAAUGCCACUGGCGGCAGUGGGCGUGGCCUGACGCGUUCCAAUUCAACGCAGGCGCAAGCGCAGCUGCUGCACAAUGGCGGCGGCGGCGUUGGUGGCAGCGGCACAGGCGCCGCGGCAGGCGGUAAUCUGGGCAGCGGCGGCGCAGUUGGUGAUCGCCUAUCGGAUCGCGGUGGCGGCGGUGUGCCUGGCGGCGGCUCAGGCGGCAGCGGCAACGCUGGCUUGGGUGGCAAUGACAGCGGCAGCUGCUCGGACUCGGGCACGUUCCUCAAACCGGAUCCGGUAUCGGGCGCGUAUACGGCGCAAGAGUAUUACGAGUACGAUGAGAUACUCAAGCUGCGACAGAAUGCGCUCAAAAAGGAGGAUGCGGACCUGCAGCUCGAGAUGGAGAAGCUGGAGCGUGAGCGCAAUUUACACAUACGCGAGCUCAAGCGUAUACUCAACGAAGAUCAGUCCCGCUUUAACAAUCAUCCCGUGCUGAACGAUCGCUAUCUGCUGUUGAUGCUGUUAGGAAAGGGCGGUUUCUCCGAGGUGCACAAGGCGUUUGACCUCAAGGAGCAACGCUAUGUCGCAUGUAAGGUGCACCAAUUAAACAAGGAUUGGAAGGAGGAUAAGAAAGCUAAUUAUAUCAAACACGCAUUGCGAGAGUAUAAUAUACAUAAAGCGCUGGAUCAUCCGCGUGUUGUGAAGCUCUACGAUGUCUUUGAGAUCGACGCCAAUUCGUUUUGCACCGUCUUGGAGUAUUGUGAUGGACACGAUUUAGACUUUUAUCUAAAACAGCAUAAGACUAUACCAGAGCGUGAGGCACGCUCCAUUAUAAUGCAGGUUGUAUCUGCACUCAAGUAUCUAAAUGAGAUUAAACCGCCUGUCAUCCAUUAUGAUCUGAAACCUGGCAAUAUUUUGCUAACCGAGGGCAAUGUCUGUGGCGAGAUCAAGAUUACAGACUUUGGUCUGUCCAAAGUGAUGGACGAUGAGAACUACAAUCCAGAUCAUGGCAUGGAUUUGACCUCACAAGGCGCUGGCACUUAUUGGUAUCUGCCGCCCGAGUGCUUUGUGGUGGGCAAGAAUCCGCCCAAAAUCUCAUCCAAGGUGGACGUUUGGAGUGUGGGCGUUAUCUUCUAUCAGUGUCUGUAUGGCAAGAAACCUUUUGGGCAUAAUCAAUCGCAGGCAACCAUAUUGGAGGAGAAUACAAUACUGAAGGCAACCGAAGUGCAGUUCUCCAAUAAGCCCACAGUGUCCAAUGAGGCAAAGAGUUUCAUUCGCGGCUGUUUAGCGUAUCGCAAGGAGGAUCGCAUGGAUGUCUUUGCGCUGGCCAGACACGAGUAUAUACAGCCGCCUGUGCCGAAACAUGGGCGUGGCUCGCUAAAUCAGCAGCAACAGCAGCAGCAGCAGCAACAACAGCAGCAACAGCAACAGCAGCAACAGUCGUCUACGUCUCAGGCCAACUCGGCGGGACAGACCUCGUUCUCAGCCCACAUGUUUGGCAAUAUGAAUCAGUCUAGCUCAUCCUAGCUGCUAACUAAACGUAAU